CAUCUGCAUGCAAUCGCCCUGUCAUAUCGUUAAGAACCACAACUUUGGAUACACCCAGGUUCUGCAACGCCUGCGCAGAGCUGGCACCGGGAGCCCCGGCAGCAAUAAAAAGGAGGGGGAGCCGGCACCUGGACAGAGACCUGCGAGGAGCACAUCCCGGGCAUCAGCCAGCACCUCCCAGCCGCAGAGACCAUGCAGGUGGCUGCCGUCCUCCUGCUGCUCGCCCUGGCGCUGGCGACUCCCAGCUCCUCUGCUGAGCAGACGUGUGUCCUGACAGGACUUUGGUUCAAUGACCUGGGCUCCAAUAUGACCAUCAAGCCUGUGAACGAAGCAGGCGAGUUCUCCGGCACGUACCACAUGGCAGUGAAAGCCACCAGCAACGAAAUCAAGAUUUCUCCACUACAGGGAUCCCAGCACCGUGAGAACAACAGCAACCAGCCCACCUUCGGAUUCACCGUCAACUGGAGUUUCUCAGACGCCACCAGCGUCUUCGUGGGCCAGUGCUUCGUGGACAAGCACGGGGAGGAAAUUUUGAAGACCGUGUGGCUCCUGCGAGAGCAGGUCGGCAGCCUCGGCGACGACUGGAAAGCCACCAGAGUCGGCGUCAACGUCUUCACCCGCCAACCGGUGCGCAGGGAGUGAGGAGCCGCGGGCGGCGCUGCCCCCCCGCCGCCGCCGAAGCCCCCCUACGCCGCCGGAGCCCCCCCCCGC
This is a messenger RNA of Dromaius novaehollandiae (emu), 711 nucleotides long. Its product is annotated as avidin-like. NCBI's taxonomy places the organism in Eukaryota, Metazoa, Chordata, Aves, Casuariiformes, Dromaiidae. The coding region runs from base 193 to 642 and encodes 149 amino acids. The transcript has 4 exons. The record is from RefSeq and is a predicted model, not a curated record. Gene Ontology annotation, molecular function: biotin binding.